AUGCCACUUACCGACGCUCUCAGGACCCCGUUGUCCGCCGUCUUUGGCCUGCUUUCCAGUGGUUCCUCCAGCAAAACAGUCACUCCAGGUCUUUCCAAAGACGAGGAGACUGAGAAGCUCACCAGUGACCAAUCGCUGUGUGAAAAGGCCGACUUUCGAAUCGGCGGCAUGACUUGCGGUGCCUGCGUAGAGUCUAUCGAAUCCAUGAUGCGCGUCCAACCAGGAAUCCAUUCGAUCAAAGUCGCACUUCUCGCUGAGCGUGCAGUCAUCGAAUUCGAUCCUCUAGUGUGGACGGCCGAGAAGCUGGCUUCAGAGAUUGAAGAUAUUGGAUUCGAAGCGACACCACUCCCGCCGACGUGUACGGACAGCGUAACGCUCAAGAUUUACGGAAUGGUCUGCGCUUCCUGCGAAGCCAGCAUCACCAAUCAACUCAAAGAGGUCCCAGGCGUCGAGAGCGUCGAAGUCAACCACUUGCUGGGAAAGGGGGUUGUCGUUUUCGACCGAAGUCUCGUCGGUGUGCGGAAUAUUGUCGAGACCGUGGAAGGGUGCGGUUUCGAUUGCAUGGUCUCAGCCGAAGACGACGCGACCCAGUUGCGGUCCCUCUCGCGUACAAAGGAGAUUACAGAGUGGAGAGAACGCUUCAAGCGUGCUUUGAUGUUUGCCAUUCCUGUCUUCCUCAUCUCUAUGAUCUUCCCAAUGAUCCCCUUCCUUCGACCCAUUGUCCGGUACCAACUUAUUUCUCAUCGACUCUGGCUUGGGGAUUUCCUUGCCUUCAUUCUCACCUGCCCAGCCCAAUUUUGGCUGGGGAGUCGCUUCUACCGCAACGCAUGGAAAGCCCUCAAGCACAAGAGCGCGACAAUGGACGUGCUCGUCGUUCUGGGAACGAGCGCCGCAUUCGCAUACUCUGUGGGGGCGAUGAUCGUCGCUCUCUUGUUUGGCGCAUCUUCGUCUUCAACACAAAUGACCUCGACCAUGGACGAAAUGCACAAAGAGAUGCACGAGGGUCCAUCAGUCUUUUUCGACACUUCCACUAUGCUCAUCAUGUUUGUCUCCCUCGGUCGAUAUCUCGAGAAUCUAGCCAAGGGCAAAACAUCUGCCGCUCUCACCGACCUCAUGGCUCUGGCACCGUCUAUGGCCAUCAUCUACACCUCUCGACCCGCAGAGCAAGGAACACUUCUCACCUCUAGACUCUCAGGAGAAGGAAACCCGAAGCCAGAGGCCCCAGUUGCUCAUGCCAACAUCGAGUCGAUAACCAAAAAGAUUCCCACUGAGCUCGUUCAAGUUGGCGACAUCCUCCUCAUUCAACCUGGUGCGCAGAUCCCUGCAGAUGGAACAGUCGUCAAAGGCACGAGCGCUGUCGACGAAAGCGCUGUGACCGGUGAACCGAUCCCUGCUCUCAAGGCACCGGGUGAUGCAGUCAUUGGCGGAACAGUCAAUGGAACAGGCGCCUUUGACAUGGUCGUCACGCGAGCGGGCAAGGAUACGGCUCUGAGCCAGAUUGUCAAGCUCGUCGAAGACGUGCAGACGAGCAAGGCGCCUGUACAGGCGUUUGCGGAUAAAGUCGCUGGUGUGUUUGUACCUGGUGUAAUUGGACUCGCUGCGAUUACGUUUGUGGGUUGGAUGCUCGUGAGCGCCGUGCUCAGCGAGACACAUCUUCCUGAAGUGUUCAAGAUGCAUGAUCAGACCAAACUCGAGGUCUGCCUCAAACUUUGUAUCUCCGUCGUCGUCGUUGCUUGUCCAUGCGCCCUUGGUCUCUCCACGCCGACUGCUAUCAUGGGGGGAAAGGCACUCGAGAGCAGCAAGAGUCUCAAGAUGAUCGUCUUUGACAAGACGGGAACCGUUACAGAGGGCAAACCAUCCGUCACGAAAAUGGGGUGGAUCAACUCGGAGGAAACGGCCUCGCAAUCUCACAAACGUCAACUCACCGUCGAGCGUCUACCUGGAACUCCAGCCAGCGGCAAAGUCGACGUCACCAAUCUUUCUUUGCCGUCCAAUAUUGGCUCCCUCACGCGCCUUCAUAUCCUAACAAUGGUCGCUGCCGCCGAGGCGAAGAGUGAACAUCCGCUUGCGAAAGCUGUUGCUACUUUUGGUCAAAAGGCGGCUUCGCGCGCCAUUCCGUCCCAUCAGGCAUCCGCUGAAGUCUUGGCCUUUGAGAGUGUCACCGGACAAGGCAUCCGUGCCAAAGUAGCGUUGACGACAAGCGGUAACGUUGUCAAUGGAUGGGACGUCUUUGUGGGCACCGCUAGUCUUGUCGUUGGAGGAAAUGGAGACACCCCGCUCCCUGGAAGUCUCUUGGAGUUUGAGACGGAAGAGGCCAAACUCGGACGCACCGUCGUUUUCGCAUCGUUGGCGCCUUGGGCCUCUAAGAAUGCCAAUCCUGCGAAUGCUACAUACUCCAAAGUGCCGACACCAUGCCUGGCGCUCAGCAUGUCCGACGUGCCCAAGCCAUCAUCCAUGCGGGCGAUUCGCUCACUACAGGAGAUGGGCAUCAAGUGUGCGAUGAUGACGGGAGAUAGUCAAUCAACAGCGCUCGCCAUUGCAGAGCAGGUUGGGAUUCCAAAGGAGUUGGUCUGGUCGCGCAUGAGCCCGAAAGGCAAAGCGAGUGUUAUCACCGAGCUGAUGAGCAAAGGAGAAGGUGUUGGAAUGGUUGGUGAUGGUAUCAACGACUCUCCGGCGCUAGUCGCAGCUACAGUCGGCAUCGCUCUUUCCUCUGGCACAUCUGUGGCAAUCGAAGCCGCCGAUAUUGUGCUUAUGCGUUCAGAUCUCCUCGACGUUGUGGCGGCGCUCCAUCUGUCCAAGUCGAUAUUCGGCGUCAUUCGUCGCAACCUCGUCUGGGCUUGCAUUUACAAUGUGCUCGGUAUCCCGCUUGCCAUGGGUCUCUUCUUACCGUGGGGUCUCAACCUCCAUCCCAUGAUGGCUGGUGCGGCCAUGGCGUUUUCCAGUGUCAGCGUCGUCACGAGUAGCUUGACGCUCAAGUGGUGGCGACGACCGCAGAGUAGUGUCAUGCCCGGUGAACAGAUUACGGGUGUCACGAUGAUGGACAGCGCCAAGGAGCUCGUUGCGGACGGAUGGGAGGCGCUCAAAGCGAGCGUCCGUGGACGCAUGAGCUCUGGAGUUAGUCGAGGAGCCGAUGGAUAUGCGCAAAUUCCUGUUGAAAUGGACGAUCGUGUAUAG
Messenger RNA from Serendipita indica DSM 11827, 3174 nucleotides. The record is from the annotation of a GenBank genome assembly. NCBI's taxonomy places the organism in Eukaryota, Fungi, Basidiomycota, Agaricomycetes, Sebacinales, Serendipitaceae.